This is a messenger RNA of Cokeromyces recurvatus, 8202 nucleotides long. RefSeq names its product armadillo-type protein. Gene Ontology annotation, cellular component: 90S preribosome; small-subunit processome; nucleolus. The transcript has 9 exons. The record is from RefSeq and is a predicted model, not a curated record. Bases 1 to 8202 code for a protein of 2733 amino acids. Lineage: Eukaryota; Fungi; Mucoromycota; Mucoromycetes; Mucorales; Mucoraceae.
AUGAAGGACAAUUCAAUUCCUCUUGAAUUGAAUACUGGUCAAGGAACUAAUCGUUUCAAGUACCAAUCCUUCAAAACUCGAGUUGAACGAAUUAAAGUUGAUGUCGUACGUCGAUCACGCAUUGUUGAAGAUGAGCCUGAUUAUCAUGGCUCUUUCUUUUAUGAAGCCCUGUUACAGUGGAAAGAUCUUAAUUUGACCAGACAUUUUAAAGAUUUUUUAAAAGAAAUCACUCCGCUUGUGAAAUCAUUACCGUCUAUCAUUUACCAUAAAGAGACGAUUAUUACAAUCUUUGAAAAACAUCUUCAAGUUAAUGAAAGUAUGGCUUUAGAUGGUAUUUUAGAUUUGAUCACAAAAUUAGCAAAAGAUUUGGAAGGAGAAUUUUACCCUUAUUAUACUCGCUUAUUAUCACGCAUUUUACCUUUAGUAUAUCAAAAGGAUAUUAAACUAUUAGAGAGUGUUUUUAAUUGUAUUGCUUAUCUCUUUAAAUUUCUUUCAAGACAAAUCCUUCCAGAUUUAGAACAAACCUUCAAUUUGUUUACAAGCUUAUUGGGUGAAGAUAAUCAAACUCGUCCCUAUAUUCGUCAUUUUACAGCCGAAGCUUUUGCUUAUUUAUUACGUAAGACUCGUGGCGCAGAUUUGAAAAAGAUUGUUCAGUAUAUCCUCAACACACUAAAAGCUGAACCAUCUCAAGAAUUUGAAGAAGGUUUAGCUAUGCUAUUUUUUGAAUCCAUUAAGCAAAUUGAUCAUCGUAUUCAUUCAAGAGGUGAAUCUAUAUAUAAAGAACUUUUGAUUCAAUCUUAUAACAAUAAUGAAGACAUAAAAGCUGAUGAUCUUCCCAGUGAUCCUAUUCAUAGUUUGUUAAAGAAAACAACACUUUUAGUCCUUCACCAUGUCUAUCGUCAACAUUUUACACCAAUGAUUAAUAUUGUUUUGAAUGAAUUAGAUACAGAACUUAAAGAAGAAGUUCCAAAUGAAAAGAAGGUAGCAAUUCAAAUUUCAAUUCUUAACAUGAUUGUUACUGUCAGAAAGGGAAGUCGUGUAGAAGAUUUCAAGCCUAUCGUCAGUCAUCUUCAAGAAGCUGCAAAAUAUGUUUUUAAUCCUUCUCAACAACAUGCCAAUUAUCUUUAUACAGAAACAGUUCGAUUGAUAGCAGGUACAUUAUUCCAUGGAUCACUGGAGGUUGUUAUCAGCGGCGGUCGUGUCAUUUUGGAUAUACUUCAUUCAUGCAAUGUCGAUUUUAUUUAUGGCUUUUAUCUUUCAUUGGCAAAAUUGAAAUGGCCUAAUUAUACACAAGUCUGCUUACCUUACAUUGUGAAAUAUGCCUCUGAUAGAUUUGAUGAAUAUCCUUAUGAGACCAUUCUAUUUUUAGCAGAAGUCUUUAAUGAAAUAGAAUUAGAAAGUGAGACCUUGACAUCGUCUUUGACUGCAGAGGGUCUUGUACGUUUCCCAACUCUAGAAAGUAAGAAGCCAUUUGUAGAAAGUGUUUUGGAUAUCAUGAGUAAAACAUUCGAUUGGACCAAAGAAAGAGAUAUUUUAAAUACUACUGAUCUAAAGGCUAAAGAAUCAAAUAUAUCUGCAAUUACAGUCUUGGCUUCUGCACUUCGAAUUCUAACCAAAAUUCAGACUUCUGUUGAUAAAGUAUCACCUGUCAUUAUGUCAUUAUUUAUUUCACUAGCUGAUUUCUUGCAAAAGAAUAAUGAAGAUGAUAACUCAAUUGUAAAUACACCUUAUAUUUUGGGACAUAAAAAUUAUGUAUUGGAAUCACUUAUGGGUCUUGCUUUGGAAUCAUUGACAUCUAUUGCUUCUCAUUCUACAUCUUUACUAGGAGAAUUGAAUAAGAUGCAUGAAAGACUGAUGAAGGGAAUUCUUAUAAAUUAUAAAGGAAAUGAACUUAUUCUUUCUGGUAUUUAUCAAUACUUGGAUCUCUUAUAUUCUAGCAAUAAUUACAAGGAAGUUUUCUCGUUGGAAAAUUUCGGAAUUAUUUAUAAUCAUCUCAAAGACAACCUUAGUUCUUAUCGACAUCAGUGUCGCUUAAAUACACUUAAAAUUUUAGCACUUUAUGAUCAACCUAUGAUGAAGCUGGAUGACCAACACAAAACGCUUGAGCCUUCUGAAUUAGUACGUACUGCACUUCAUAUGGAGGAAAUUAAUGCUACCUUUAAGGAGUAUCGAGAUAAGGUUCUUUUAAUUCAAAAAUUAAACUUAAUAACCAGUUCGAAACGUACACCUGACUUGCUUGAAGAUUUUGCUCCUCGUUUGGCCUUAGGCCUUUUAACAGUCAAUUUACGUCCCCUUUGGGUUGAGGCACGCAAAAUCUUAGUCACCUUUUCCAACAAUAAUGCUGAACUCUAUUGGUCAAUGAUGCAUGAUGAAUUGAUGAAGUUUAAUCAUGAAUAUCAAUUAGUUCGAGAUGGAUUUUCUAAAGAUAUUUUGGAUAAGUUAAUCAUGACGAAUGACAUGAAUGAAUCUCAUCAAAAAGCUACCAAGACAGGUAAUAUCACGUUCGAAUGUCCUACUUUAACGCAUAUUACUCAUGUCCAAGAUCAAUCAUGGAAGAUAAUGCAAACGGAAAAAGCACAAAGCCUUGCUUUGUUAUUUGCUGGAUUUAGUCAACAAGAAGAUGGUCAUAUGGAUUUCUGGAACUAUUAUAAUUUAUUAUUGCUUGUAUUGAAGGAUACAGCAACAACUACAGAAGCCAAAGGAAGACAUUUGGUACCUAUAUUUUUGAAGUUCUAUAGUGAGGAGUUUAUGUCAACUUCUGAGGAAGGCGAGGAAGAAAAUGAGGAUGACAAUGAAGCUGAUCAAGCAAUAAUGAUAAACGAAGAAUUAGGUAUUUUGCAACGUUCAAGUCGUGUAAAUAAAAGUAGGAUGACAAGCUGGCUUGCCAUUUUCGCUGUUUAUAAGAACCCUGCAGCUGCAUAUCGUACCGCUGAAUUAUAUGACGUCUUUAUGCAUAUUAUUGCUAUGGGUGAUUUCAAUUUGCAAAAGGCUGCCUUAGAAUGUAUUAUUAGUUGGAAGAAUCCUAAUGUCAAACCCUAUGCUGAUAACCUGCGUCUCUUGUAUGAUGAUACCAGAUUCCGUGACGAACUUAGUAACUUGAUACAAAAUGAAGAACAAAGUCCAAUUGAUCCUGCUCAUCGAAAGGGUUUGAUGCCUGUCUUGAUGCGCAUUCUUUAUGGUCGUCUUAUUCAACGUGCCAAGGCAUCUGCCAAGACAAGUAAAACAGCACGCCGAAAGAUGAUUCUUGGUAGUGUAGCUUGUUGCACAGCUGAAGAGAUUCGAUAUUUUAUUGAUCUUGCCCUUGAGCCCUUCAAAAUGAUCCUCGAAUUGCCAGGUAUGGAAGUAGAUCAGGAUAAUCAUGUAUCGAAAUUCGAGUUUGUUUCUGAAGGCAAACGUCUUGUGGAGCAAAUUCCUUGGAGAAAACAAACCGGUCUUUUGAACUUGUUAGAAGAUAUGAUUAAACAGUUGGCCACCUAUAUUCUACCUUUUGCACCUGAUCUCCUAAAGGUUGUUUUGUAUUUGAUUAAUUUUGUACAUAGUCGAAGACUCCCUGAUGCCAUGGAAGUUGAUGGUGAAAAAGAACAAAGUUCAAAGUCAAAGGAAGUCAGAGCAUUGGCCAUGAAGCGUAUCGUUGGUUUCUUCAAGAUCAGUGGCAACUUUGACUUUACCUCCUUUAUACCAUCCCUCUUUUCUGCUUAUAUUACACCUCAACUUCCUGCUUUCCCUUCUACAACCUCUCAAGAUGUUAGCAGUCUUUUGAAUCUAUUCUUAGUUUGGUCCAAACAGAGUAAAUAUGCUAACUAUCUUGUUGAUUAUGAUCCCUCUGUUAUACCACAGAUUAUAGCCACCUUAUCUGUAGAAAAACUAAACGAAAAUGUGCUGAAUGUCUUGUUGGAAAUCAUUGAAUCUCUUCUUGAUCUUUGUGAUAAUGAAAUGGAUGUUGAUGGCACACAAUCAUUAAAAGAAAAACUUAUAAUCCCUCAUGUUAAUUUGCUUUUGAAUGAACUCAAGUACCGCUUAACUCAAUCUAAGGAUGAUGCCAAAUUUGGUAAUACAUACUCUAUCCGUGAAAUUGCGAUUGCUGCUCGUAUUGCACCUUAUGCCAAGAAUGGUGAGCAAGCGGCAACUAUUGUUGCACUUUUAUUACCCAGUCUUAAGAAACCCUCUCGUGUGAUCCCGGAGAAAUCCAAACAGGAUAUUUUAACAAUUUGGGCUAAGUUUAUCCAUAUUGUACCUGGAUUUGAAGCUGGUUCGAGCCUUUAUCAUCAAUACUAUAAUGCUGCAUCUAACUUUUUCGCCAUUGCACAUUCUCGUGAAACCCGUAUGGGGCUUAUAGAAGUCUUUCAUACAUUUGCUCAAGCUAAUCCUGAUGAACUUACAAAGGUAGAUGAACUCUUGACAAUGAUGAACAGCUUUUCAAAGAAACGUAUUGCAGAGCCUGAUUACGAUCAAAUGCUUGAUGCGCUUAGUUCAAUUGCAGAUACCUAUUAUGAACAGUUUAACAUUCAUCAAUGGUUACCUAUCUUACACCAAUUAGUAUACUGUAUGCAUAAUCCUGAUGAAAUGGCAGUUCGAGGCACAGCAACACAUUGUAUGGUACAAUUCCUGAAGGCAACACAAAGUCAAGAAGAUGAAGAGGUCAAAUAUAAGAUGAUAAAAUAUAUUGAGGGUUUAAUUUAUCCUGCUAUCAAGCGUGGCUUACGAGCUCGUAUAGAACUUGUUCGUAUGGAAUUUAUUACUCUUUUAGGAUCUUGUGUCAAGAUGUUCCCCGAAUUAUCCAUGUUUGAGGAUAUGACAUCUCUUUUGAGUAAUGAUGAAGAAUCCAACUUUUUCAACAAUAUUUAUCAUAUGCAAAUCUCACGUCGUGGCCGUGCUUUACAACGUCUUUCUACUCAUGCUGAAGAGAACGGAUUAAAGAUCGCCACUGUCAAUCAUAUAUUUUUACCAAUUAUUUAUGCUUUCUUGACCGAGGGAGAUCAAAUUCAAGAUGAAGGUCUACUUCGACAAUGUACAAAUGCAAUUACUGCUCUUGCUAAAGUUCUUUCAUGGAAUUCUUAUUAUAAUUUACUUCAAACUUAUUUGAAGCUUGUAAAACAAGACAAUGAAAAGGAAAAGUUAUAUGUACGUGCCGUUAUUUGCAUUUUAGACUCAUUCCAUUUUGAUGUUCAACAUAUUGAAAUAUCUGAUGAAACAGUAAAAUCGAUUAUGGGGCGUCAGAAGCUUCGCAUUAAUUAUUUAACAAAUGAAGAUAUCUUAAAGCAAGCAGCUAAGGAUGCUGGUGAACUACAAGAAGAAGAGAUGAAUGAAAAUGAAGAAGCAGAAGAAGAAAAGGUUGUAGUAAGAGACCAAGCAGAAAGGAUUCAUGAUAUCCUUGUUACAAAACUUUUACCCGACCUCAAUAGUCUCUUAAACCAUAAUAAAACUAGAGGAUCUGUCAUUGGUCGUGUGCCACUCGCCCUUGGUAUUACAAAGCUUCUUUGUUAUCUUCCAGAAAAGUCCAAGCGAGUCAAUUUACCCGGUCUCUUAACCUCCGUUUGUCAAAUCAUUCGUAGUCGUGCUCAAGAUGUUCGUGAUGUUACCCGUGAUACUCUUGUCAAAAUUAGUGCCUUCUUAGGUCCUGCUUACUUCAACUUUAUCAUUAAGGAUCUGCGUGCGUCUCUGCAAAAGGGUUAUGAACUACAUGUUUUGGGCUUUACUGUUAACUCACUCAUACAAGAUAUAAUGAAGCAAGUUAAGGUAGGAGAUCUUGAUUAUUGUCUAGAGGAUAUUGUUGAUGUUCUUGUAAAUGAUAUCUUCGGCACUGCUGGUGAAGAAAAGGAUCAAGAUGAGAUGACAGGUAAAACAAAGGAAGCCAAGAGUCGUCGUAGUCCUAUUUCCUUUGAAUUACUUUCUCAAGUGAUUCAUUUCAAGCAUGUCCAUGUCCUUUUGAUGCCUUUGAAGGAAGUUAUGUCAAACACUGAAAGCAAUCGUAAGCUUCUCAAAGUUGAGGAUCUCUUACGUCGUAUUGCGAUUGGUCUAGUGAAAAAUCCUGAAUUCGAAUCUCUUGAAUUACUUGAUUUUGCCUAUAAUUUAAUCACUGAAAAUAAAGAAGAAUAUAAGGUGCAACCAAAGAUGACGGUUAAAAAGACACAAAAGGAACUUAAUUUCGAAGUUCAAAUGAAGAGGCCUACAGCGGAACCUGUGGAUCAUUAUCGUGCCAAUGCCUAUCGAUUUGUUUUCCUUGGCCUUAGUCUUCUUGCAUCUGCUCUUAAAAAGAAUAAGUUUGAUCUGACAAAUGAGGAAUACCUUUUACGUCUGAGAAAACUGGUUAAUGCAGUUGGUAACACACUUUACUCAAACCAAUCUGCUAAUGUUGUUUUAUCAGCUCGCAUCAUGAGUCAAUUUAUUCCCAUGAAGAUCGGCAACAUACAAUCCGCUGUUGGUGUUUCAAUUGAUCGAUGCUUUGCUAUUCUCAAAUCUUCAGGUACUUCACGUACAAAGACAGUACAGGCUUGCUUAAAACUUUUGAUUGUCUGUAUUCGUGAUAAUACCGAAACAAGAUUGACAGAGACACAAUUAACAUACAUCUUGGAUUUUGUUCGACCUGAUUUGGAAGAGCUUGAACGUCAAAGUACAACCUUUGGUCUCAUUCGAGCUAUUAUCUCUCGCAAGUUUGUUGCCCCUGAAAUGUACGAUCUUAUGGAUAAUAUUUCAAAUAUUAUGGUAACCAACCAAAGCAAAGAAGUUAGACAACAGGCACGAUCCGUCUUUUUCAUGUUCCUUAUGGAUUAUCCUCAAGGUAAGGGCCGUCUCAAACAACAAAUGACGUUUGUGAUCAAAAAUCUUGAAUACGUCUUUGAAAGUGGUCGUGAAUCGGUUAUGGAAUUUUUGUAUCAAAUCAUUACUAAAUUUGGUGAUGAGGUCCUCAUUGAUUAUAUUGAUCCCAUUUUCUUUGCCCUUGUAAUGCGUCUUGUGAAUGAUGAAUCUAGCAAAUGUCGUGAAAUGGCAGCUGCUCUUGUUAAAUCCCUUUUAGCUCGCAGCACAGAACGAUUACCUACGUUUUAUAAAUUAUUAAAUAAAUGGCUUGAUGAAUCAGGAAAGCCCAGUCUUCAACGUGUAGCUUGUCAAGUUUAUGGUUUAGCUCUUGAAAGUAUUGGUACACAGUUAAAACCACAAGCAGCAGGACUUAUUCAACGUCUUUCCAAGAUUUUAGAAGAGAGUCGAGACCGUACUGAAGAGCUAGCAGCUGAUGAAGAAGCGAUGGAUGUCGAUAUACAAUGGGAAGUAGCCUACUAUGCCAUCAAUACCUUUGCAAAAAUCAUUAAAACGUUCCCUAAAUUGGUUUAUGAGCAAAGUACAGAAGUAGUUUGGCGAGUGAUGCAAUAUAUGUUGCUUUUCCCUCACGCCUGGAUUCGUUCAUCUUCUACUCGUCUCUAUGGUGUUUUCUUUUCUGAGAUUGAUCCAAAGACACGUACAAUUAAUGAAAGCUCAACCGUAUGCAGUUACCUUGAUCGUGCUACAUUAAGAAUGUUGGCUGGCGACUUUUUGGAACAAUUGAAGAGUAAUCAUGUAACAGAAGAACAAGCAGAUCAAAUUGUAAAAAAUCUGUUCUUUAUUGGUAGAUGCUUUUAUUAUAUGUCAGAUGAAGAAGACGAGGAAGAAAAAGAUGAAGAAGACCUUGAAGAUACUGAUAAGAUGAAUGAUAAUGAAGUUGUAGAAGGAGAAGAUGAAGCUGCUACUGAAAAGAUUAAUCAGAAAGCUCAUAAACAAUCAUUAAAUUGGUUAUUUAGAAAAGCUUCUUUUACUGCUCGUGGUGCUGCUAUUCGUAAAAUUAAGAGUGAUAUCAUCUUGCGCUCUUCUGUUUUUAAAUGGUUUGCAGCAAUGUGUAAUACAAUGACAACUGAAGAAUUACCACCUUAUUUAAUGCCAGUGAUAGCACCUAUUUAUCGUACAGUAAAUGAAGAACAAAAUAAAUCAGAUGGCUUUGAUUCAUUGCAACAAUUGGGUACUGAAAUUCUCAACUUACUUCAAAACAAGGCUGGACCUACUGUAUAUUUUGCAGUAUAUCAACGUGUACGACAACAAGUACUCCAAACAAGACAGGAGCGUAAAGCAAAUAAAGCAGUCUUGGCUAUUACUAACCCAACUCUCAUUGCUAAGCGUAAAUUAGAUAGAAAACAAAAGGCGUAUGCUAAAAAGAAGCGUGCCAAACAUCAUCAAUAA